CGUGACAUGACGUGUAAGCAGCAUGGCGGCGUUGAGCUGAGGUAGCGACUCACUGACACAGAUAGCACUGGAUUUCGUUAGCUUUCCGUGUCACCUGCCUAUUCGCAGGGCCGGGCCGAAGAUGACGGCCUGAGAGCGGGACGGGAACGUCACCGAGAGAUGCAUCAACCACCACAGCGGCCACCACCGCAGCAACAACACGCACAGUCGAAGGCGGAAAACAGUAAAACCAAGAGCAUGUUUCUGUCCAGGGCGCUGGAGAAAAUCCUGUCCGAUAAGGAGGUGAAGAGGAGCCAACACAGCCAGCUGCGCAAAGCCUGUCAGGUGGCGCUAGAUGAAAUCAAGGAUGAGCUUGAGAAGCAAAAAGAUGGUACCGUGGUUCCGCCCAGAGCCAACUACAUUGAGGCGGACAAAUAUGUGCUGCCCUUCGAGUUGGCCUGUCAGUCCAAGUCCCCCCGGAUAGUUAGCACUUCUCUGGACUGCCUGCAGAAGCUGAUCGCGUAUGGCCACAUCACAGGCAACGCCCCGGACAGCAGAACCCCAGGCAAGAGGUUGAUCGACCGGCUGGUGGAAACCAUCUGCAACUGCUUCCAGGGCCCGCAGACCGACGAGGGGGUCCAGCUACAGAUCAUCAAGGCCCUGCUGACGGCGGUGACCUCCCCCCACAUAGAGAUUCAUGAGGGCACGAUUCUCCUCACCGUCAGGACCUGCUACAACAUCUACCUGGCCAGCCGCAACCUCAUCAACCAGACCACUGCUAAAGCCACGCUCACACAGAUGCUUAAUGUCAUCUUCACACGCAUGGAGAACCAGGCUGCUCUGGAGGCCCAGGAGCAAGAGAAGGACCGUUUGCGUUUGCCUCAGCAGAACCCAUCCCCAGUCCCGAGUGGACGGAGGUCUGGCUCACCCCGGUCUGAUCGGACGCCCACCCCGGAGCCCCAGAGUUCCCCGUCCCCAGCAGCCAGCACUCCAGACCUCACAGCUACAAACACCACUAGCUCUUCCACCCCCCCACCCCCAGCCCCAGACCAGGACAGAGCAUCAGAGGCGCCAUCCAUCAAUGGGGAUCCUGAGUGCAGCGGUACUCCAGUAAAUGGAGGAGCAGAACAGGUCACACCAUCGAGAGACUCCGUUUUUGAUGAUGAAGGUGCAGACACGCCUUCAACAGUGUCUCAGGCAGCUAAGGACGUGGAUAGCAAUCAAAAUCCAGCUGAGUCAGCGGAACCUGAAGGGCAGGGGGAUCCUGCACAGAUGAAUCCUAACCCAGCCCACCCUGUGACAGAGCAAACCGAGGUGGCGCCUCCAAGAGUUAGAACAGAGGGGCAACAGAUGAACGGCAUCAUUGAAGACCGCUCCUCUGUUUCUUCAACUGAUAUGCUGGAUGCUGAGACCCUGCAGGGACCCCACAGUGCUGCCCGAUUCUCUCACAUUCUACAGAAAGAUGCAUUUCUAGUGUUUCGCUCAUUGUGCAAACUCUCUAUGAAGCCCCUCGCUGAUGGACCCCCAGACCCAAAGUCCCAUGAGUUACGGUCCAAGAUUGUUUCCCUGCAGCUGCUUCUUUCGGUGCUGCAGGGCGCUGGGCCAGUGUUUCGUACUCAUGAGAUGUUCGUCAACGCCAUCAAACAGUAUCUGUGUGUGGCGCUGUCCAAAAACGGUGUGUCCUCUGUGCCUGAAGUCUUUGAACUCUCACUGGCCAUCUUCCUCACUUUGCUCUCUCACUUCAAAGUUCACCUGAAGAUGCAGAUUGAGGUGUUUUUUCGAGAGAUUUUUCUGACUAUCCUUGAGACAUCGACCAGCUCCUUUGAGCAUAAGUGGAUGGUUAUUCAGACUCUGACACGCAUUUGUGCAGAUGCCCAGUGUGUGGUCGACAUCUAUGUGAAUUACGAUUGCGACCUAAAUGCUGCUAACAUCUUUGAACGUCUCGUCAAUGACCUCUCGAAGAUUGCUCAGGGUAGAAGUGGACAGGAGCUGGGUAUUACUCCUCUGCAGGAGCUGAGCCUACGUAAGAAGGGUUUGGAGUGUCUAGUGUCCAUCCUCAAAUGUAUGGUGGAGUGGAGUAAAGACAUGUACGUCAAUCCAAACCUGCAAGCUAACCUGGGCCAGGAGCAUCCGUCUGAUGGCGAGGGCAGCGAGCUGAAGCUCCCAGAGCCGCUAGCGGGACGUCGAGACAGCAUAAGCUCGCUGGACUCCACCGUCUCUUCCAGUGUUCCGGUUUCUCAGGCGGACCACCCAGAGCAGUAUGAGGUUAUCAAACAGCAGAAGGACAUCAUCGAGCACGGCAUUGAACUAUUUAAUAAGAAGCCAAAGCGAGGUAUCCAGUACCUGCAGGACCAGGGCAUGCUGGGUUCCACAGCCGAGGACAUUGCCCAGUUCCUACACCAGGAAGACAGACUGGACACGACUCAGGUGGGAGAGUUCUUGGGUGAAAACAUCAAGUUCAACAAAGAAGUGAUGUACUGCUAUGUGGACCAGUUGGACUUCUGUGGACGGGACUUUGUCUCAGCACUCAGAGCGUUUCUGGAAGGCUUUAGGCUCCCGGGUGAGGCCCAGAAGAUUGACAGACUGAUGGAAAAGUUUGCUGCCAGAUACCUGGAGUGCAACCAAGGUCAGACUCUGUUUGCCAGUGCAGAUACUGCUUAUGUGUUGGCUUAUUCAAUUAUUAUGCUCACCACAGAUCUACACAGUCCUCAGGUAAAGAACAAAAUGACAAAGGAGCAGUACAUUAAGAUGAAUCGUGGUAUCAACGACAGCAAGGACCUACCUGAGGAAUAUUUAUCCUCUAUAUACGAUGAGAUCGCAGGCAAGAAGAUUGCCAUGAAGGAGAGCAAAGAGUUUUCUAUCACUCCAAAGUCCACUAAGCAGAACGUAGCCAAUGAAAAGCAGCGUCGCCUGCUGUACAACAUGGAAAUGGAGCAGAUGGCAAAGACAGCUAAAGCCCUGAUGGAGGCUGUCAGCCACGCUCAGGCUCCCUUUUUCAGUGCUACACACCUGGAGCAUGUCAGGCCCAUGUUCAAGCUGGCGUGGACCCCACUGUUGGCAGCGUUCAGUGUUGGACUGCAGGACUGUGAUGACCCAGAGGUGGCUUCACUUUGUCUGGAGGGCAUCCGAUGUGCUAUCAGGAUCGCCUGCAUCUUCAACAUGCAGUUGGAACGGGACGCUUAUGUCCAGGCCUUGGCCAGGUUCACCCUGCUGACAGCCAGCUCCAGCAUCACAGAGAUGAAGCAGAAGAACAUCGACACCAUCAAGACUCUCAUCACUGUGGCGCACACUGAUGGAAACUACUUGGGCAACUCCUGGCACGAGAUUCUGAGGUGCAUCAGUCAGCUGGAACUUGCUCAGCUGAUCGGGACAGGAGUGAAGACACGCUACAUCUCAGGAGUGGUCCGGGAUAGGGAUGUGGGCAUCAAGGGCCUUCCCUCUGGCACAGAAGAGUUCAUGCCCCUGGGACUGGGGAACCUGGUGGGAAGUCAAGACAAGAGACAGAUGGCUCACAUCCAGGAGUCUGUAGGAGAAACCAGCUCUCAGAGUGUGGUGGUAGCUGUGGACAGGAUCUUCACUGGUUCCACCAGACUAGAUGGAAAUGCAAUCGUGGACUUUGUGCGGUGGUUGUGUGCCGUGUCCAUGGAUGAGCUGGCCUCAGCGCACCAGCCGAGGAUGUUCAGCCUGCAGAAGAUUGUGGAAAUCUCCUACUACAACAUGAACCGGAUCAGGCUGCAGUGGUCUCGAAUUUGGCAGGUCAUUGGAGACCACUUCAACAAGGUGGGCUGUAACCCUAAUGAGGAUGUGGCCAUCUUUGCUGUGGAUUCACUAAGGCAGCUCUCUAUGAAGUUCCUGGAGAAAGGAGAGUUGGCCAAUUUCCGCUUCCAGAAAGACUUCCUUAGGCCUUUUGAACAUAUCAUGAAGAAAAACAGAUCCCCCACCAUCAGAGACAUGGUGAUCAGGUGUGUGGCUCAGAUGGUAAACUCCCAGGCGGCCAACAUCCGUUCAGGUUGGAAGAACAUCUUCUCGGUGUUUCACCAGGCGGCGUCUGAUCAUGAUGAGACUAUAGUGGAGCUGGCCUUCCAGACCACUGGGCACAUUGUCAUGAACACCUUCCAGGUGCACUUUGCAGCAGCUAUCGAUUCAUUCCAGGACGCAGUGAAGUGCCUGUCAGAGUUUGUGUGUAACGCAGCUUUCCCUGACACGAGCAUGGAAGCUAUCCGACUCAUACGACACUGCGCUAAAUAUGUCUCUGAAAGGCCACAGGCCCUGAGGGAAUACACCAGUGAUGACAUGAAUGUUGCCCCUGGUGAUCGGGUUUGGGUUCGUGGCUGGUUUCCCAUCCUGUUUGAGCUGUCCUGUAUCAUCAACCGCUGCAAAUUGGAUGUCCGAACCAGGGGUCUCACAGUUAUGUUUGAGAUCAUGAAGAGCUACGGCAACACGUUUGAGAAGCACUGGUGGCACGACCUCUUCCGAAUCGUCUUCCGCAUCUUCGACAACAUGAAGCUCCCAGAGCAGCAGACAGAGAAAACCGAGUGGAUGACAACAACUUGCAACCAUGCGCUCUACGCCAUCUGCGAUGUUUUCACCCAGUUUUAUGAGCCUCUCAGUGAAAUCCUGCUGGCUGACAUUUUCACACAGUUACAGUGGUGUGUGAGGCAAGACAAUGAGCAGCUUGCCCGAUCAGGAACAAACUGCCUGGAGAACCUGGUGAUUCUGAACGGGGAGAAGUUCAGUCCCGAGGUCUGGAACGUCACCUGCUCCUGUAUGCUGGAGAUUUUCCAGACCACCAGCCCUCAUGCCUUAUUGACUUGGCGACCGGCUGGGCAGGAAGAGGAAGUGGCUGAUGGCAAGCACUUUGAUGCUGAUUUUGACAGCCAGUCCCAGAGCAGCUACGACAGAGCUCUGUCUGAGAGAGGACACAGCCAGAUGUCAAGUGACGACACCUGGAAGGGCAAGUCCAACGCAAGGGUUUCAGACCAGAAGCUGUUUGCUGGGCUGCUGAUUAAAUGUGUGGUACAGCUCGAAUUGAUCCAGACCAUAGACAACAUUGUGUUCUACCCAGCAACCAGCAAGAAGGAAGAUGCUGAAAACAUGGCUGCUGCACAGCGAGAUGCUCUGGAAGAGUCGGAGGCUGAAGGAGGCGAUUCGGCUCCAGAACAGGGUAUGUACAGAUACCUGACCUCUGCACACCUCUUUAAGCUGCUCGAUUGUCUGUUGGAAUCGCACACCUUCGCCAAGGACUUCAACUCCAACAACGAACAGAGGACAGCGCUCUGGAGAGCAGGUUUUAAAGGGAAAUCAAAGCCCAACUUGCUGAAGCAGGAGACCAGCAGUCUUGCCUGCAGCCUGAGGAUCUUGUUCAGGAUGUACUCAGACCCUAAACUGCAGGACUCAUGGCCUGACAUCCAGACCCGCCUGCUGCUGGUGUGCAGUGAGGCUCUGGCCUACUUCAUCAGUCUGACCUCAGAGAGCCACAGAGAGGCGUGGAACAGUCUGCUGAUGCUGCUGCUCACCAGGACGCUACGGCUGACUGACGACAAGUUCAAGCCCCAUGCGUCCUGUUACUACCCCCACCUGUGUGAAAUGAUGCAGUUCGACCUGAUCCCAGAGCUGCGGGCCGUACUCAGGCGCUUCUUCCUGCGCAUCGGCUCCGUCUUCCACAUCGCUGCCCUUGAAGGAGGCCUGUGUCAGCUGCCUGCGUCCUAGACUGUCUUCAUGCAGGGACGGGCGGAGGGAAGGACAGAGGGGACAGAGAUGGAGCUGACAAGUAUUAGACUUUUCACCCCCUCUUUUGGAUUGAAGUGGUUUUUCGAGGGGAUACGACAUCGAGGACGAAGAUGAUGAAAACUGUAGCUUUUCUGUCUCAGUUCAGGACUGUGGUGUUGAGCUUUUCUACCAAAUGAUUCAUGAUGUAGAAAAGUCUGUUUCCUGUCCUUCCUUUCCUCUUUCUCUCGGGGAUGAACAGCACUGUGAUCGGCAACCUCUGCUGACUGUUGUCAUUCAUCACCCCCCACCCCCCCCAUGACCAGAAAGAACUGUAAACAAAUAAUUUAUUGAUAUUGUUCAAACCCUGUACCUAAUUCUGAUGUAUUUCUGUUGAUCUUUUGUUUUUUAAUACUUAAAAAAAAGUUUAUCUGAAUGCAGAGAGUAAAUUAUCAAUACCAUUGAAUUGAAUGAACCUUAUCUUUGCCCUUUGAGUAAAUCUCAUUUGGCCACCUGUGCCUGUUAGAAAACCCCCAUACGACACCCAUAUUGUGAGUUUGGUGAUCUUAUCAUUAUCUGUUAUAUUAACUGAACCCUCUGAGAGUAACUCCCUCUCUAAAGCAUUAUUUCACUUAAAUUUUAUGUUCCCAGUCCUGUCUGUGUUGUUCGAUACCCAGUUACAGCCACUGUUUUAGAGACUAAAACUCUCUGUGCAGGUGACCACAUCGUGCUCCUGUUACAACACAUAAUAUCAAAGAUCCAACACACCUUUGUGGCGUCUCUGCUCUUGGGGACACGACCGUCCUGUCAUGUUUAUUUUUGCCUGUGGAUGAGAUUUUAUGUAUUUAUUAUUUCGCUUAUUUGCUUUAAUUUGUUUUAUGAUUAUUGUUUUCUAAUUAAGUGCUGGUUUACAAUGGAAGGGUUGAUUCAAAGACGGUCUACUCUGCUUCUAUCUUGCAUUCCUACACGUGUUGACCCAGUAAGCCUUACACUACAGGUGUAGAAACACAGUCGACUCUCCUGCCUCCCCCCCCUUCCAGCUGGCUCAUAAACCUUUAAGUUAUCCAUCACUUGUCCCCGUAUAAUGACUUAGCGGGUAACUAUCUCUUUGCACAUCUGUUGCCAUCUGUGUCGAGACAGUUUGCUCAUGUAUUAACACCGCUCAGUGUACAAACUUACUCUGGAUGGCUGGAAUGCCUGUCAGUGUUGUGUUGCAUCAAACAGUAGACUUCAACCACAGAGGCUUUCAGGAACGGAGCAAAACCAAAGCUCACCUCUUCAGAGAUACCACCACAAUCUCUGCAUCCUGAAUCCUUUGUAGGUUAAUUCAUGCCUUUUUUAAAAGAAGGAUGUAUGUAGUUAUUUAAAGUGCAUUUAAAUAUUUUUUGAGAAGCAUUCCUUCCCUUGCAACUAUGGAUGUCUACUUUUCUUCCCUAAAGCUUAGGGGAUAUAUAAAUAUAUAUAUGUAUACAGUAAAUGAAAAAAAAAUUACAGACUGUAAAGUUUUCAAUGUAAGAUACAUAGAAAUGAAAGUGCUCUACAGUUCUAUACAUAAUAUUGUGCUGUAAUAUUCAAAGCAUUUGGUGAAGUAAUCAAUAAACCUGAAUUCUGAUCCAC
Sphaeramia orbicularis (orbiculate cardinalfish) is the source of this 7302-nucleotide messenger RNA. RefSeq names its product ADP-ribosylation factor guanine nucleotide-exchange factor 2 (brefeldin A-inhibited) (gene arfgef2). Gene Ontology annotation, biological process: regulation of ARF protein signal transduction. Bases 160 to 5688 code for a protein of 1842 amino acids. NCBI's taxonomy places the organism in Eukaryota, Metazoa, Chordata, Actinopteri, Kurtiformes, Apogonidae. Gene Ontology annotation, molecular function: guanyl-nucleotide exchange factor activity. The record is from RefSeq and is a predicted model, not a curated record. The transcript is spliced from 39 exons.